This is a messenger RNA of Arabis nemorensis, 309 nucleotides long. The record is from the annotation of a GenBank genome assembly. NCBI's taxonomy places the organism in Eukaryota, Viridiplantae, Streptophyta, Magnoliopsida, Brassicales, Brassicaceae.
AUGAGAGUCGAUUUCUCAACAAGUGGUAUCAGAGCCUCGGUUCUUCGACUCACUGAUUUGGUGAUGCUUCAAUGGUAUAGAAUCGACAAGGGAGGUGAUUCACAAAGAAACAAUCUCGCCGGUAAAGAAUCAAGUUCGAUUCUGGAAAAGAAGAACACAAGAUCGAUUCAUGGAAUCAUGGGGCAAUUGAUUGAAGAAUUUGGUGAUCUGGGUUUUGAAGUCGCUAGUGAAGGAAGAACCAACGAUGGAGUUUUGUUGGGUUUGGUGGUAUCGACAAUAAGAUAUCACAGGGAAGAAGUUCGUCGUUAA